AAUAUUUUGGUGAAAAUAACAAUGUCUGAAUGCAUGAGCAACUGAAUCUUCGCCCUUCACUGUUCCAGGUUCACAUAAAAAAAUGGAAAAAAAUCUUAAAAAAAAAUAAAUGGAUGAAAAGAAGUAGGAUACAAAAAGUAAAAAGCAGUGAUCUCACGAGUGUAAUCUUUUUAGCUGACUCUCUUUCUCUGUAGAAUCUUUGAUCACUCUCUCUCUAAACAGUCAAAAAAGAGGCCAAAAAAACCCAAUCUUUUUAUCUUCAAUGGCCUCCUCAACUCCGCCAGCACACUGUACACUCACCACCACCAAACCCUACCAGAACCACCACCUCCAGCAUGCCCACAACCGCCAUCGCCACAACCCCACCUCCUCCCACCACCACCAGAGCUGGCGGCCCCCUCAGGUUUCUCUAAACAGCCAGGCCUCUCACGCCGCCGCCUGUCCGGGUCCUCCGCCGCCCGCCGUCGCGAGGCCCAGCUUUCCAUGUCUCUCCGAUUUCUCCGGCCGCCGCUCCACCAGGUGCGUGUCAAAGAUGCAUUUCGGCCGCCCUAGGUCAACCACCACCCGCCACUCCGCCGCCGCGGAGGAGGCCCUCCAGCUGGCCCUCAGCCGCGGCGGCGAGGUGAGUAAUAUUGAUAAUAUUCUAGUUGAUUUCCAACCGAAGCUACGCGCCUCCGAUGAUUAUACAUUUUUGUUGAGGGAAUUGGGGAAUAGAGGGGAUUGGGUGAAUGCAAUGCGAUGCUUUGACUUUGCGAUUAGUCUUGAAAAAAGAAGAAAUGAAAAGGGGAAACUAGCUAGCUCUAUGAUUAGCACUCUUGGUAGAUUAGGCAAAGCUGAUUUGGCCAAGAAAGUGUUUGAUGUUGCUGUGAAUGAGGGCUAUGGCAACACCGUUUAUGCCUAUUCCGCUCUCAUUAGCGCCUAUGCGAAGAGUGGGUAUUGCGAUGAGGCGAUAGGGGUGUUUAGGAGCAUGAAAGACUCAGGCUUGAAGCCGAAUUUAGUGACUUACAAUGCCUUGAUAGAUGCUUGUGGAAAAGGGGGGGCUGAUUACAAGAGGGCUUCGGAGAUAUUCAAUGAUAUGCUAGAAAACGGGGUUAUCCCGGAUAGGAUUACCUACAAUUCGCUUCUUGCAGUUUGUAGUGGUGCGGGGCUGUGGGAGGUCGCGAGGAGUUUGUUUGAUGAGAUGGUGCAUAGACGGAUUGAUCAAGAUAUUUACACAUAUAAUACAUUAUUGGAUGCGGCGUGCAGUGGGGGGCACAUUGAUGUGGCUUUUGAGAUAAUGGCGAAAAUGGCUGCAAAGAGUAUAUUCCCUAAUGAGGUCACAUAUAGCACUAUGAUCCGUGGAUGUGCCAAGGCGGGGAAAAUGGACCGGGCGCUGAAUUUGUUCAAUGAGAUGAAGUUUGCUGGUAUUAAGCUGGACCGGGUGUCUUACAACACGUUGUUGGCUAUUUAUGCGAGUCUUGGCAGAUUUGACGAGGCUUUUGCUGUUGGGAAGGAGAUGGAGAGCAUAGGGAUUAAGAAGGAUGUUGUCACGUACAAUGCCCUGUUGGAUGGAUUUGGGAAGCAGGGGAUGUAUGAUAAGGUUAAGGAGCUGUUUGCAGAGAUGAAAUGUGAGAAUCUGUAUCCUAACUUGCUAACAUACUCGGCUUUGAUAAGUGUUUAUUGUAAAGGGGGUUUGUACAAAGAGGCAACAGAGGCUUACACAGAAUUCAAACGACAAGGCCUCAAGGCGGAUGUUGUUUUCUACAGCAAACUGAUUGAUGCCUUGUGCAAGAAGGGGCUGGUGGAAUCGUCUGCAUUGUUGCUUGAUGAGAUGAUGAGGGAUGGGAUCCAACCUAAUGUUGUCACCUACAAUUCGAUCAUUAAUGCCUUUGGUCUGUCCGAAACUGUUGAUUGUGUAGAAGCUCAGUUUGAAUCCUCCAAUUCGCUAACUUAUACUGAUGAGAAGAUGGUUGUUAAGGAAGAUGACCGAAUCAUUGAAGUUUUUAAGCAAUUGGCUUGUGGUAAAUCGGGAAACCGGAAGCAUGAUCAGAGGGCAAGAAAGGACUUUCGGUGUGUUUUAGGUGUUUUUCGCAAGAUGCAUGAGAUGGAAAUAAAGCCAAAUGUUGUUACUUUCUCAGCAAUCCUUAAUGCUUGCAGCCGGUGUAACUCAUUUGAGGAAGCUUCGUUGCUGCUGGAGGAACUGCGCCUUUUUGACAAUCAAGUUUAUGGAGUGGCUUAUGGACUCCUAAUGGGUCAUAAUGAGCACACUUGGUCGCAAGCUUUAUCACUCUUUGAUGAGGUGAAGCGGAUGGAUUCCUCAACGGCUUCUGCUUUUUACAAUGCUUUGACCGACAUGCUGUGGCACUUUGGCCAGAAACGUGGCGCUCAGCUCGUCGUGCUUGAAGGGAAACGUCGAGAGGUUUGGGAGAACACCUGGACGCAGUCCUGCCUCGAUCUGCAUCUCAUGUCGUCAGGCGCUGCACGAGCAAUGGUCCAUGCCUGGUUGCUCAACAUACGCUCGACUGUGUUCGAAGGCCAUGAGCUGCCCAAGCUGCUAAGCAUACUAACUGGAUGGGGCAAGCACAGCAAGGUGGUGGGAGACGGGGCGCUCAAGCGCGCGAUUGAGGCGCUGCUGGUGAGCAUAGGGGCGCCGUUUGAGGUGGCCAAGUGCAACAUCGGGAGGUUCAUAUCAACGGGGGCGGUGGUGGGGGCGUGGCUGAGGGAGUCCGGCACGCUCAAGGUGCUGGUCCUUCAAGACGACAGAACUCUCCCACGCAGCAGCUCUACUUCUACGAGGUUUGAUCAUCUUCUUCCUAGCUUGCAACCUUUGCCAUUGUAGCAGUUUUUCAUGUAUGAAUGAAAAUUGUCCCACCAUUUUAAUUCGUCUGUAUUUUGUGUAACAUAAAUCCCCCUCUCUUUCUCUCUUAAUUUUGUAAUAUAUAUUCAACUUCAUUCAAAUAGUGGAGAGAGAAAGGUUGUGGCAUUGUGUUUAA
This is a messenger RNA of Salvia miltiorrhiza (redroot sage), 2972 nucleotides long. Its product is annotated as pentatricopeptide repeat-containing protein GUN1, chloroplastic. Lineage: Eukaryota; Viridiplantae; Streptophyta; Magnoliopsida; Lamiales; Lamiaceae. Gene Ontology annotation, cellular component: chloroplast. Bases 263 to 2818 code for a protein of 851 amino acids. The transcript is spliced from 4 exons. The record is from RefSeq and is a predicted model, not a curated record. Gene Ontology annotation, molecular function: protein binding.